CACUGGACCUGUUCUCCCUGGAAGCAGCAAGAGGCUCACGCAGUUUUUCUCAGCUUUGAUGCCAUAACUCAGGAGAGGAAUAACAUUUGGCAUGAUCAGAGGAGAGCCACCUUUUCCUGUUUGGUUGUUGUGGCGUUACUUUGCCUCCUUUUUAUUAGUAUUCCCCUGUCACAGCACUAGCUAAACUAGUGAACUGCAACAAGGCUUUUACCAUCGCAUACCAGGUUAACUUCAAUAAAUAGCUCCCAUGCCUUACCCCAGUACAGCCACCGAUACCCCACAAGGCUUCAACAGUUAAUCUACUAUCCAUGCUGUUCCUUCAUCCUCUUCAGGCCAGUUCACCCUGGUGCAUCGGGAUUCUUCCUUCUCCAGGCUCUUCUUCCAGCCAGGCUCUCCUCACCCAGGCCCCCUGCUUCUCCCAAGACCGCUCCUUGUCUUUCCUACAUCCGGGGCACUCAUUCUCCUCCCUGUUUCUUCCAGGUCUCUUGUCAUUCAGUCCUCUUCUUCCAUCCCCCUUAGAGCUAUUUAACUACUUAGCAGGAACCAGCCACAGUUGCACAUUAUCCACAUCAGCCAACCCACUGUCCCUGAAGCCAGCCCACAGCUGUAUAUUAUCAAUAUUAAUUAACCCAGCUUCAUUCCUCUACAUUUUCUCUACGUUCCCCCGAGGCGGGGAUGAGGGGAGAAUUCUUAUUCUUCUCUUCCUUCUCUGUAUCCCUUAUACCCCUCAGGAGGGAGCAGGGAACCUGCCCCUAUCUUCUUUCCCAGCUACCUUGCGCUCUGCGAGCUGCUGCCUACUCUCUGCAUGAGAUGAUGAGAUGGGACACUAAACGCGCAAAUGCAGCUCACCAAUCUGCUCUUUUCUUUGUCACUAGCUAGCUAGCUUCCUCUUUUCUUCUUUGCCCCGCCCAUGUAGUUGUGCGUCUUCGCUGGCUCUUGGGCGGGGGUGUAUGAGGGCGUGUUGUGUUUCUGUAGGAGUUGCUCCCCUUGCGGCUGCAGGGGGCAGCGCUGGGGCCUUGUGGAGUUGUUUUAGGCGCCCAGACGGCUAUUGUUCGGAGCUUGUCUCUGCUGGUGAAAUCUUUCCCUCGUCCCGGCUCUGCUUUCUGCAGGCGGAGGCGUGGGGAGGGGGAAGUCGUCGCCACCUACCCGGCGUGCGGCGGUCGGUGUGGGGGGAGGUAGGAGGGGGCGAGGCUCAGCAUGAUGGCGGCUGAGGCUGGGGCUGAGGAGGGCGGCUCGGUUACUUCCGCUGGGAUGGCGGGAGCUGUUGGCGGAGCUGAGUCGGAGCACUACCCCUUCUUAUGCCGGGGCAAGGAGCUGGAGCCGCAGGGCCCCUGCCUGGUGGGCUCUGACGGGGACAGCCCGGGCGCCGGCGGUUCGGCUUUGUGCUCGGCGCUGGGACUCCUGGCGCUGGGUUCGGGGCCUGCUUCUCUGGUGUCCGGAGGCGAUGGCACCGUGACAGCGACUGGCCAGGGCCAGGGGCCGGAGGUGUCCGGAGGGGUGCUGCCCCCACCCGAAUCCAGCACUGUCGCUUUUCCCUCGCUGCCGCUGCAGCAGCCACCUUCCUUGGCGGGGGGGCUGGGGACCGUGGACGAAGGCGACUCGUUGGAUGGGCCGGAGUAUGAGGAGGAGGAGGUGGCCAUCCCGCUCAACGCUCCCCCCACGAACCAGUGGUAUCAUGGAAAACUCGACAGAGCAAUUGCAGAAGAACGUCUUUGGCAAGCAGGAAAACCUGGAAGUUACCUUAUUCGAGAGAGUGAUCGGAGACCGGGUUCAUUUGUGCUUUCAUUCCUUAGUAAAACAAAUGUCAAUCAUUUUAGGAUAAUCGCCAUGUGUGGAGACUAUUACAUUGGUGGACGUCGCUUUGCUUCACUCUCAGACCUAAUUGGUUAUUACAGUCAUGUGUCUUGUUUGCUGAAGGGGGAAAAACUGUUCUCUCCAGUAGCACCUCCAGAGCCUGUGGAGGAUAGAAGGAGAGUUCGAGCAAUUCUACCUUACACCAAAGUGCCAGAAACUGAUGAAAUAAGUUUCCUUAAAAGAGAUAUGUUUAUUGUUCAUAAUGAAUUGGAAGAUGGCUGGAUGUGGGUUACAAACCUACGGACAGAUGAACAAGGUCUUAUUGUAGAAGACCUGGUAGAAGAAGUGGGAAGAGAAGAAGAUCCACAUGAAGGCAAAAUAUGGUUCCAUGGGAAGAUCUCCAAACAAGAGGCUUACAAUUUGUUGAUGACAGUUGGUCAGGUGUGCAGUUUUCUUGUGAGGCCUUCAGAUAAUACACCUGGUGAUUAUUCACUUUAUUUUCGGACCAGUGAAAAUAUUCAGCGUUUUAAAAUAUGUCCAACAUCAAGCAAUCAAUUUAUGAUGGGAGGCAGAUAUUAUAAUAGUAUUGCUGAGAUCAUUGAACAUUAUAGGAAAGAACAGAUUGUUGAAGGAUAUUACCUUAAAGAUCCUAUUCCAAUGCAGCAUCAAGAACAAAUGCUUAAUGAUACAGUGGAUGGAAAAGAAAUCUACAGUACAAUUCGUCGCAAAACAAAGGAUGCUUUUUAUAAAAAUAUUGUCAAAAAAGGAUAUCUUCUGAAAAAAAGUAAAGGAAAGAGAUGGAAAAACUUGUACUUUAUAUUGGAGGGAAAUGAUGCCCAGCUUAUUUAUUUUGAAAGUGAAAAACGAGCCACAAAACCUAAAGGAUUAAUAGACCUUAGUGUGUGUUCAAUCUAUGGAGUACAUGACAGUUUAUUUGGCAGGCCAAACUGUUUUCAGAUAGUAGUUCAGCACUUCAGUGAAGAGCAUUACAUCUUUUACUUUGCAGGAGAAACUCCAGAACAAGCACAGGACUGGAUGAAGGCUCUGCAGAUGUUUUGCAGUUUAAGAAAAAACAGUUCAGGGACAUCAAAUAAACGUCUACGUCAGGUCAGCAGUCUUAUUUUGCAUGUAGAAGAAGCUCAUACGCUCCCCGUAAAACAUUUUACUAAUCCGUAUUGUAACAUCUACCUGAACAGUGUUCAGGUAGCAAAAACACAUAUCAGGGAAGGGCAGAACCCUGUAUGGUCAGAAGAAUUUGUCUUUGAUGAUCUUUCAUCUGAUAUUAAUAGAUUUGAGAUAAGUCUUAGUAACAAAACAAAGAAAAGUAAAGAUCCAGAUAUACUGUUUAUGCGUUGCCAAUUAAGCCGAUUACAGAAAGGACAUGCAACAGAUGAGUGGUUUCAACUCAGUUCCCAUAUACCACUGAAGGGUAUUGAGCCAGGAUCUUUGCGUGUUCGAGCACGAUAUUCUAUGGAGAAGAUCAUGCCAGAAGAGGAGUACAGUGAGUUUAAAGAGCUCAUUCUCCAGAAAGAGAUGCAUGUAGUCUGUGCCUUAUCACAUGUUUGUGGACAGGAUAGAACACUCUUGGCUGGCAAUUUAUUGAAGAUUUUUCUUCAUGAAAAGCUUGAGUCAUUAUUGUUACGAACACUAAAUGACAGGGAAAUAAGCAUGGAAGAUGAAGCUACCACUUUGUUUCGUGCCACCACUUUAGCAAGUACACUUAUGGAGCAAUAUAUGAAAGCCACAGCAACACGUUUUGUUCACCAUGCACUGAAAGGCAGUAUAUUAAAGAUAAUGGAGAGCAAGCAGUCCUGUGAGUUAAAUCCCUCAAAAUUAGAAAAAAAUGAAGAUGUAAACACUAAUUUGGCACAUCUGCUCAGUAUACUUUCAGAAUUGGUGGAGAAAAUAUUCAUGGCUGCAGAGAUACUGCCUCCGACGUUGAGAUAUAUUUAUGGAUGCUUGCAGAAGUCAGUUCAAAACAAGUGGCCAGCUAAUACCACAAUGAGAACAAGAGUUGUUAGUGGCUUUGUUUUUCUUCGACUGAUUUGUCCUGCUAUCCUGAACCCAAGGAUGUUUAAUAUAAUCUCAGGGGUACACAGGUCCUGCCAGAAGCCUGCUCCAGCACAGGUCCUCCACGGGUCACAGCCUCCUUUGGGCUUCCACCUACUCUGGUAUGGGGUACUCCACAGCCUGCAGGUGGAUAUCUGCUCCACUGUUAACCUCUGUAGGGGGAAUCUCUGCUCUGGUGCCUGGAACACUUCCUCCCCCUCCUUCUUCACUGACCUUGGUGUCUGCAGAGUUGUUGCUCUCACAUAGUCUCACUCCUCUCUUUUGGCUGAUCUUCUGCAGCAGGUGUUUGGGGUUUGUUUCCCCCUUCUUAAAUAUGUUAUCACAGAGGUGCUAUGGCCAUCGCUGAUUGGCUUGGUCUUGGCCAGUAGUGGGUCUGUCAUGGAGCUGGCUGGCAUUGGCUCCAUCAGACAUAAGGGAAGCUUCUAGCAGCUUCUUACAGAAGCCACUCCUGUAGCCCCUCUGCUACCAAAACCUUGCCACACAAACCAAAUACAUCCUUGUGAGAAGAAGAAGGGAACGGCAUAAACUACUGGUGGGAAAACUGUAGUACUAAGAUAUUAGGAUAUCUGAGUUCUGUACUUUUAAAAAGUUUGUGUAUGUUAUACUUCAUCUUUGUGUCAUCGUUCCCCCCCUCCUUUUUUUCUUUUGGCAAAAAUCAUCCCAACAUAGAGGGCAUUUGGUUUGCACUUGCUGUUGUUUUUCCUCCUUCCUUCCCUAACACCUUCUCAAUUUUACCUGUAAAAUGCUGAUUUGGAAAUAGGAAGAAAUCAGAAAUCACUUGUAUCAAAAACACUUUGAGGAAAAAACUUCUCCUUUUUUGCCUUUAUAGACAGCUUUUCAGACAAUGUAGCAAGUUUUUGUCCUCUCUCUUUAAGCUAUACUAAAUGAGAAGGCCUUAGUCAGUCCAAAAGUUCCUUUCUCCCUUUACUAAUUUUCAUACACACUUUGGGGGAAGCAUUUAAGAACCAUAACCUCAUAUAUGGUGAUCCUUUCUUUAGUAUUUUUACAUCUUCAGAUUUGUGAAUGACAUAUUUUCUAACUUGGGGACUGCAUUGAGACCACAGCUGUAAAUGGAGUUGUUAUCCAUAAAUUUUCAUAAUCCCCUUUAAGCUUGUAUGUAAGUGUUAUUCCUGUUUAGAAGUUGAAAUAAUAUUCUUCACUUUUGCUAAGGUAAAUUUGCAAACUCUAUAUAGGGCUGUUAGAGCUGUUAAAACAAAAACAAAAAAAAAGGGGGGCUGCUCUUUUGGAACAAAGCUUCUAACAUACUUCCUUGCUGUAAUGGGGCAGGGAAGGGGAGGGGAAAUAUUCUGAAGGCUCGGUGUAUAGAGUUCAGUUUCAGCAGCAAUGUGCCUAUCCUGUCACCUCAACAACUGUUCUCAAAAAUCUUUACUGAAAAAGUCAUUUGUUUCAACCUUCUUAUUUGUUUUUUUUUUUUAAAGAUUACACUUUAGAUCAGUUCUCUUCACCUGACCUUCCCAAUUCUAAGGCUAGUAAUGUUUUCCAGCAUCGCUUUUUCAAAGGGAUGUACAGUACUAAGCACUGGAUGCUACGAACAACUGAGAUUAGUUGUAUGAUUAGUGCCUCAGUCUAAGCUCCAGCUAUGUCUUAAAAGUUGGAACUUAUUUUUUAAUUAAUUGCAAUGCUGAUCAGGGAAGGGGGCAGAAAGACAGAAGAUCAAAACAUACAAAUAUAGACAGUGAAGAGUAUAUAGCAUUCUUAUGAAGCACUGUGAAAUUUAGAGUUUAUAUAAUAGCCAUAUCAAUUCUGGAAUACUUAAGUGGCCUGUAAGUGGAAAGUCAGGUUUGACCAUAACUGUUUAAAAACAAACCAAAAAAACCUGUGCUUAACACUAAUCUCUUAGUCAGUUAUAAACAACUUUUUCCAACAAGUGAUUGUACCAGAAGUUUCUAGCAUUUGAUUUGUGCAGUAAAUAGCAAUACAAACCAUGAUUGCAUGCAAUGUUUAGUCUAUUUUCCCGGUACUCAUAAUUUAAAGUAUAAUUUGCAUAACAAUAAAGGACCUACUUAUAUGGGUAUAUGCAAAUAAGAAAAAGGAUAAACUUAAUUAUUUUAUUAGAUUCUAAUAAAAAAAAUCAUUUAAACAGAGCUGUUUGAUUUUUGUGAAAAGGCUUUUCACUUAAUUCAUAAAACUUUUGUUAACCUUAGGCUUCUGAGGAACGCAUUAUUUUGCUUUGUUCUGUAAGCACUAGUACAGAAAGUCAGAUAUGCAUAUUAAUAUUUUUUGCGGACAUAAUUAAUAAAACAACAAAAGUUUACUUGAUCAUGAGAUAUUUUCCACAUGCAGUUCUGUUACAGCAUUCAAAGUAUUUAAUUCCAUGAUAAAUAACAAAUUGUAUAAGAACUUAACUUCCAUGUGACUACUGGAAGUUUUAAAUGAAAUGGCCAAUAACUCUCAAUUU
This is a messenger RNA of Falco peregrinus (peregrine falcon), 6283 nucleotides long. Its product is annotated as ras GTPase-activating protein 1-like. NCBI's taxonomy places the organism in Eukaryota, Metazoa, Chordata, Aves, Falconiformes, Falconidae. The coding region runs from base 1198 to 4110 and encodes 970 amino acids. Gene Ontology annotation, molecular function: protein binding. The transcript has 22 exons. The record is from RefSeq and is a predicted model, not a curated record. Gene Ontology annotation, biological process: regulation of GTPase activity.